This is a messenger RNA of Orycteropus afer afer, 1595 nucleotides long. It is a transcript of the gene DDX56, whose product is annotated as DEAD-box helicase 56. Gene Ontology annotation, molecular function: RNA helicase activity; ATP binding; nucleic acid binding. Gene Ontology annotation, cellular component: nucleolus. Lineage: Eukaryota; Metazoa; Chordata; Mammalia; Tubulidentata; Orycteropodidae. The record is from RefSeq and is a predicted model, not a curated record.
UGGGCUUUGAGCACAUGGGCCUCGACCCCAGGCUCUUGCAGGCCGUCACGGACCUGGGCUGGUCGCGACCUACACUUAUCCAGGAAAAGGCCAUCCCACUGGCCCUAGAGGGGAAGGAUCUCCUGGCUCGAGCCCGCACGGGUUCAGGAAAGACGGCUGCUUAUGCUAUUCCUAUGCUGCAGCUGCUGCUCCACAGGAAGUCGACAGGUCCUGUGGUAGAACAGGCUGUGAGAGGCCUUGUCCUUGUGCCCACCAAGGAGCUGGCAAAGCAGGCACAGUCCAUGAUUCAGCAGCUUGUGAUGUACUGUGCUCGGGACAUUCGUGUGGCUGAUGUCUCAGCUGCUGAAGACUUGGCCUCUCAGAGAGCUGUGCUCAUAGAGAAGCCUGAUAUUGUGGUGGGAACGCCAUCUCGCAUAUUAAGCCACCUGCAGCAAGAAAACUUGAAACUGCGUGACUACCUAGAGUUGGUGGUGUUGGACGAGGCUGAUCUUCUUUUUUCCUUUGGCUUUGAGGAAGAACUCAAGUGUCUUCUCUGUUACUUGCCCCGGAUUUACCAGGCUUUUCUUAUGUCAGCUACUUUCAGUGAGGAUGUGCAAGCACUCAAGGAACUGGUGCUUCAUAACCCGGUUGUCCUCAAGUUACAGGAGUCCCAGCUGCCAGGGCCAGACCAGCUUCAACAGUUUCAGGUGGUCUGUGAGACUGAGGAAGACAAGUUUCUGUUGCUGUAUGCCCUGCUCAAGCUGUCAUUGAUCCGGGGCAAGUCUCUGCUAUUUGUCAACACUCUGGAACGGAGUUACCGGCUCCGCCUGUUCCUGGAGCAGUUCAGCAUUCCUGCCUGCGUGCUCAAUGGGGAACUCCCACUGCGCUCCAGGUACCACAUCAUCUCACAGUUCAACCAGGGCUUCUAUGACUGUGUCAUAGCAACUGAUGCUGAAGUCCUGGGGACCUCUGUUAAGGGCAAACAUCAGGGCAGAGGAGCCAAAGGAGACAGGGCUUCUGACCCCGAAUCUGGUGUGGCCCGUGGUAUAGACUUCCACCAGGUGUCUCUGGUGCUCAGUUUUGAUAUUCCACCUACCCCUGAGGCCUAUAUCCACCGAGCUGGCAGGACAGCACGUGCCAACAACCCAGGUGUGGUCUUAACCUUUGUGCUGCCCACAGAGCAGGCCCACCUAGGUGAAAUUGAGGAACUGCUCAGUGGAGAGCAUGGGGCCCCUGUCCUACUUCCCUACCAGUUCCGGAUGGAGGAGAUUGAAGGUUUCCGCUACCGCUGCAGGGAUGCCAUGCGCUCAGUGACGAAACAAGCCAUCCGGGAGGCAAGGCUGAAAGAGGUGAAAGAAGAGCUGUUGCGUUCUGAGAAGCUCAAGACAUACUUUGAAGAGAACCCCCGUGACCUUCAGCUGCUGCGACAUGACCUUCCCUUGCACCCUGCAGUGGUGAAGCCACACCUGGGCCACGUCCCUGACUACUUGGUCCCUCCUACUCUUCGUGGAGUCAUCCACCCUCAUAAGAAGCGGAAGAAGCAUUCCUCCUCCUACCGGAAAGUUAAGAAGGGUAAGACCCAGAACCCACUGCGCAGCUUCAAGCACCAAGGGUAG